ACGAGGCGGCGGUGUGGAAGCGCUGACAGGGCUGAGCGUUCUCCCGCGUCCCAUGGCGGCGCUCGGCGCCUACCGCUGCAUCGAGUGCAACGGGGAGGCGACGGAGCUGUACCGGGACUACCAGCGCGGGGUGCUCCGUAUCUCCAUCUGCAAAUCCUGCCAGAAACCUGUGGAUAAAUACAUUGAGUAUGAUCCUGUUAUCAUCUUGAUUAAUGCUGUUUUAUGCAAAGCACAAGCAUACAGGCACAUUCUUUUCAAUACAAAGAUAAAUAUUCAUGGGAAGCUCUGCAUAUUUUGUUUGCUCUGUGAAGCUUAUAUCAGGUGGUUGCAACUACAGGAUUCAAGCCAAAAUACAGAUCCUGAUGACUUAAUCAGAUAUGCCAAAGAAUGGGAUUUUUAUAGAAUGUUUGGCAUAGCUUCUUUAGAACAAACUUCAUUUUUCAUUGGCAUUUUUAUUACCUUGUGGUGGAUGACACCUGAGAUGCUGAAAAGAAAGUCAGACUUCAUUUUACUUCUCAAAGCACUGCUGUUGUCCACCUAUGGAAAGCUGCUGCUAAUUCCAGCUGUUAUUUGGGAGCACGACUACACACCUUUGUGCCUUGCAUUUAUAAAAGUGUUUGUCUUGAUAUCAAACUCUCAGGCAAUUAGAGUUACUUUGAACUUGAACCGAAUACUCCCUUGGUUUGCCAUCUUCUUUGGAUUAAUUUUGGAAAAUGGCGUGGUCUGCUUGUUCCAGAAAAUGGGAUGGGAUGUUUGAAAUGUCAGCCCAGUGAAGAAAUACCAACAAGAUGAUGAUAAUAAUUUUCUAAGAAUGAUCUCUGCCAGCAGGCUCCAAUAACACUGUUUUCACUGGGAUAAAGAAGGUGAUAGAUAACAAAAAAAUGUUAGAAGUUUGGCUGUUUACUGUGCUGAGCCAUAAAACUUCAGCCUUAGGUUGUUUAUUUUCCCAUUAAAAAUAUGAAUGUCUCACUAUCCUAACAGUUCUAUAAAUCUGGCUGCAUAGCUGUGGCUGUAAGAACAAAGGUACACUAAAAAAACCCAGCCCUGCUACCAAUCAGUGCAUUUUGGCAGAGAGAGGAGGAAUUGUUCCCUUAAGAGGAAGGGAGUCAGUGGAAAAAUGUAAAAGCCAAAAUUUAUAUUUCCGCAAAACCAGAUUUUCAAAGAGAAAAGUGAACAUUUGCAAAUAGUUUAUUAGAGAAAAGGCCAGUAUUCCAGAGUGAAACUACAAUGGGAAAACCAAGCUGUAUGUUGCUGGAAUGUUUGUGUAACGAUCCAAAAUAAUAAAACAUCUAGUUCUAGAGAAAUCUCUAGGAAUGAUAGGUUUAAACUGCCUUGAAAUUUUACGUGAUCUCAUAAAUGCUGUUUUGUUCUGAAAGCGGAAGAAAGAGUGAAAGGACUAAUCCCCAACAUGCAGGGGUGAUGGGGAUACCACUUCUGCAUUUAAGUCACAUCCCCACACCCAGUCCUCAUCUGGCUGUACAUUUAGUGGAAGCAAAAAUUGAGACAUGAAGCCAUUCAGCAACAGAGUAGUACUUUAAAAAUAAACAAGCAACAUGUUUAGGCCUAAAUUAAUGAAGAAACAUUGAUAGAAGUUCUACACCUUCAUCCUCAGCAGGCAAAAGGAGAGCUAACUAGCCCACAAAGGAACUGACAGGAUAAGUUUCCACAAGACAGUAAUAAGGACACAAAACCACUUUUGUGCAGGCCAGUUUCCAUUCAUUCCAUCCAAUAUUUAACUCUCCUGCUUGAGUUCUGGAAGGCUGUACUGUCCAUAGGGAUUACUUCCAUUCUUUGUUUUCCUCAGAUGCUGUCUCAUGUCUGUGUUUUCCAGAAUGAAUGAAAAAACAUUUUGCAACAUCUUCAAGUUAAUUCCAAACACAUUUAGAGUAAGUCUAGAUUAUGACCACAGAAGACAUCAAACCUGUUUGUCUGAUGGAACUACCCAUGCUGUGCUAGUUGAUCAGAAAAGCAAAUGGUUGCAGAUUCCCUUUUAUUAAAUCAAAGGCUAACAGCACUUCUGUAGUUUGUGUUACACUUUGUAACUUCUUGAGCAUGUCAGAGAAAGCAAAAAAAAAAAAACCAAAUUGCAACAUUUUUAAGUAUGUGAGACUCCUGAUUUGAUUGGUAAUGAAUUAAUUUCCCCAAGUUGAGUCUGUUUUGUCCAUGACAGUAACUGGUGACUAAACUCUCCCCAUCCUUAUCUCGACCCAUGAACCUUUCCUUUUAUUUUCUCUCCAGUGCCUAGCUGGAGAGUGACAGAGAAGCUUUGGUGAGCAUCUGAUAUCCAGACUGUGUCAAUCCACCACAACUCUGGAUUGUCUCUUCAGAAAAAUGUGCAUGAUUUCUAAUGCAAAUUUUGAUUUUCUGACAGUGUAACAACAGUGCUUUGGUUUAUUCUUCUUAGGUUAUAGAUUUUAUUUUUUUAUAUUCAUCAUAUGUGUCAUGGUUAUCUAUACCCCCAUCAAAAGAGGAUUUUUGGUUUUUUUCAGGUAUUUGGUCUGGCACUGGUUUCAGUCUAGAAGCUGAGUGGAGCCUAUUUAAGUGUAACUGAUGCAGGUUAUUAUAUGUGAACAUGAUGUCAGCAGCAAAAUUGUAAAUACAAUGUAUAUAAAUUUUAUUUGAGGAUAGUCUUCUUAAAUUAAACUUUAUUUUGAAUUUUUAAAAACUGAUUUCAGGUAUUUUUUGAGUUUUUUCUCAGAACACCUAGAAUGGACAGGAAUACAUUUUGAAAGCAGCAGUGUACCUAUUGUGUCACCUACACUGACAACGUAUCAGUUUUGCACUCUAAUGCUGCCAGGAGCCACCACUGCCCUUACACAACUUUGAAGAGAAGACUAUUAAAAGCUACAGAGCUGUGGAACAAAAGCAGGUGUGGUACAGGUUCUCAGUCUUCAGAGGCAUCAUUAGUAAUGUAGGGCAUUCAGCAUUGUUUGGUGUUAAAGCUACUCAUUUACCAAAAGUAAAAUGACAAAUACCCUAAUAUUUCAUAAAUCUAGGGGGAGCUUAAGAGAGAAGCUUUAGAGAGAACCAAGAUUAUUUUAAGGUUCUGCCUGUUUAUCACAUCUCUCUUGCUUUUACUUCUUUUUGUCUUUUGAACUCAUAUUUUUCCCAUUAACUUUUUGUAAUGAAACAGUUUCCUGUGCUGGAAGAUGGAUGGCAAAUAGCCCUUUCUGUGUAUCAUUAUUUGUUUCAUUAGCUUAUAGGAGAGGAUUUAUUUGAGUUAAAAAUACAGCAGCCUGGAAGUGAGCCUAUAGAAACUCCUUAAGUUUUGCUUGGAAUCAGAAGGGGUAUUUGGCCUGUGGAGCAAAUUCAGAGCAUUGCAUGAAAUGUACAGAAGAACCAGGGGUGUUAUUGAGACUUGGAUUGAGCAGUGGCUCAGUGAUUGUGCAGUGGGUGCUGGACACUUCUGUGGGUCCAGAGGCCAUGUAGCAAGUAUUUAGAAAUUAGUGUUUGCAAAACUGGAGAAUUACAGUAAAAGUUAAGGAGGGUUAAGAGAGAAGGUAGGAAUCUGGCAGACUUCUACAAAAUUAAGAUGGCAAUAAAAACUAAGGAGAUAGCAUCUCAAGAAAAAUAUGGAAGAAAAUACAAAUUAUAGAAAUUUAUGAGUGUAUCAUUAUGCAAAUAUAAAAACAUUCUACUCCCAAGUUUACAAAUUAUGAACAUGAAAGAAGAGAAUUUACUGCAGACAUUUUUGCAAUAGUCUGACAACACAAGACAUAGCAGAAGAUGUCUUCCAAGCAGUAAAGUCUAUGAGUUUUCCCUAGAAAAAAUACCAGUAACCGCAUUACUUCAAUGGUUUGCUCUAUAGCCUUGAAAAUACACUUUUAUAAGGCAAAAUUACCAAUUGCACAGCAAUAGAAUUAGUCACUGAGUAGGAAGAGCUGUGCAACAGCAGAGCUUGCCCCUUCAUGUGUGCUACAUGAGGCUUUACUGGUGCAAGGGCUACUACCCUUGUGACCUCCUGCACAUACAGACAAGGGAGCCCUUUCUUGCACACAAGCCCUAUCUCAGAGGCAUAUAAGCUGCCAUUUGUUACCCCAGUCUCCACCAAACUGAAAAUAAAGUAGAACAUCUGUACUGGAAAACUAUUAGCUGAUUUCUCAUAAAACAAGCAGGCCCUUGUUUCUCAGGGGCUUGCCUGCUUUUGCAUUCCUUGAGCCCUCCCUGGCAGGAUAAUGCUAAGCACUGCAGUGCCAUCUGGAGUUGAUAAGGAAACCUCUGUUGAUAAGGAAACCUGUUGAUUUCAAAACUGGAAGGAACACACAGACACUUAGGUGGUCUUUGAUUAAUUUUUGUUUUUUAAAAUCACAAAUCCAAGCUUUUAAAAAUGAACAUCCAUCUUCAGUUUAGAGAAAUGUGAGAAUGAAAUUAGUGAUGAAAAACCGGUCACAAAAUAGUUGUUUUGGUGACUUGGUAUCAA
Messenger RNA from Pseudopodoces humilis (Tibetan ground-tit), 4420 nucleotides. It is a transcript of the gene ARV1, whose product is annotated as ARV1 fatty acid homeostasis modulator. Lineage: Eukaryota; Metazoa; Chordata; Aves; Passeriformes; Paridae. The record is from RefSeq and is a predicted model, not a curated record. Gene Ontology annotation, cellular component: cortical endoplasmic reticulum; Golgi apparatus. Gene Ontology annotation, biological process: intracellular sterol transport; sphingolipid metabolic process; sterol metabolic process.